AUGAUUCUUGUUCAGGUUAGACUCAUUUCGCAUUGUUCAUUUGCAUUACGUUUGAACCCAGAUGAUGAGAAACAUCAACUUCAAUCUCUUGCGGAGGAGAUAAAGUACCUAAGAGGGUUUCUCAAGAUUACGGAGAAGAAACGCAACGAGCAUUCAGAAGUGAUGAAUUUGGCGAUGAGGAUCAGAGACGUGAUAUCCGUGGCAGAGAAUGAGGUAGAACAGUGGGUAGUUAUUGGUUUCAAGGCUAAUCACGCCUCUGAUUCUCUUCGUGAACUUGGCGGCCUCAUAAUCACUGGCCAAUAUGCUAUUCUCCACCGCUUUUCUCCGUUCAUAGUUCAAUAUUUUUGUCUCCUAGGCGUAGAGGAACCACAAUACCAUCCCCAGAAUUUUUUGCCAUGUAAGCAUCAUCGUUCCCUUCACCUUGGAUGUGUCAAAAAGAAGAUUAAGACUCUUACGGUUGAGGUGAAGCAUAUUCUCGACGAGAAUCUAUAUGACAUCAAUGAAGUAGCAGUCAAAAAACUCAAGCAAUCUUCUACCGGAAGUGGAGGAGGGAGCAACCCCUCCAAAGUGGUAGAAGAGAAGGUGGUGGUCGGUUUCAAGGAAGACGUAAAGACAUUAAUGGGAAAGCUUCAUGACAAUGGACAGGGUGGACAGCUAGAGAUUAUAUCAAUCACCGGCGCAGCUGGAGGCGGCAAAACCACUUUGGCCAAAGAAGUGUAUGAUCAACGUUUGACGUUGGAAAGCUUUGAAAUUCAUGCAUGGGUUGUUGUUUCUCAAGAUUACGAUAAGAUUAUGAAGAAGCAUUUGUUAAUUUGUAUUUUGAAAUCAGCUUUCCCAGAAAAUCAAGAAGAUUACGAGAAGGGUAACGAGGAUACGUUGGGAGAAAAGCUACACAAAUACUUGAGGGGUAAGAAAUACCUUAUUGUCAUGGAUGACAUAUGGGGCAUUGAAGCCUGGAAUGAUAUCCAAAGAUCAUUCCCAAGGGAGCGCAAGGGGAGUAAAGUCGUGUUCACUAGUCGACUACCCAUUCAAUCUGAUAGCAUCUACUGCAUCCCUCAUCGUUUGGCUCCCUUACCAAAAUGUUGCAGUUGGGAAUUGCUAGAAAAGAAGGUAUUUGGGAAGAAACAAUGCCCGCCAGAGUUGAUGGACAUCGGUAAGCAAAUUGCAGAAAAAUGUAAAGGACUACCACUUACGAUUGUCACAAUAGCUGGCAUUUUGGCAACGGAAGACAAGACACCCGAUGUGUGGGAGGACAUUGCCAAACAUUUAAGUUCAACCAUUGCCAAAAACCAGGAGGGCUGCAUGAAGAUACUAGAACUUAGUUAUAAUCAUCUGCCCUUUCAUUUAAAAGCGUGUUUUCUUUAUAUUGGAGCACACCCUGAAGAUUAUGAAAUCCCCGUACGCGAGCUGAUAUGGUUAUGGAUUGCAGAGGGAUUUAUCCCCCAAAGUGCUGGGAGGGAAAGCUUGGAGGCCAUAGCAGAAGAUUACUUAAACUGUCUUGUUGAUAGAAGUCUCGUUAUGGUAGCUUGGAAAAGUAGAUCCCAUGGAGGAAUUAAAGCAUGCCGUAUCCAUGAUCUUCUACGUGAAUUAUGCUUGAAAAAAGCUAAGGAGGAUAAUUUUUUUGCGAAAAUUUACGAGGGAGAUUUUUCACUUUGUACUCCAAAUAAGCACCGUCGCCUCUUCAUUGGCAGCCCCCAGUUAAUUCAUAAGUUUCCCCCAAUAUCUCCCCCUCGAAACCUUCGAUCUUUUCUGUGCUUCUACUUGGCAAAUAACAUCAAUCAUCCAUCUACCGCUCGUAUUAAUCUGUCAUACUUUGUUGAAAACUUUGAACUUCUCAGGGUAUUACAUUUGAGCCCCGUUGGAUGCCUACAAGAAGUAGGAAUAGGAAAUCUAGUUCAUUUGAGAUACUUAGGACUUAGUUUACCACACGAACCACCUAAAUGUGCACCUUAUGUUUUUUACUACCUCUCGAACCUUGAAACCUUUAACCUCCAUGAAUCCCCGUCCAUAAUUCCGUUGCCUUGCGAUAUAGUUAAGAUGGUUAAGUUGAGGCAUCUAUAUACUAAAAGGGGGAGAUUCAAAUAUCAUCAUGUUUCUAAUGAUGAAGAAGAGGGGAAUAUAUUGGAUAGCUUACAGACCUUGCACCGAAUGUGCAUGUGUGGGCGUUGCCUACGUUUCUUGGAAAGGACUCCCAAUCUUAGGAAGCUAGGACUUAUUAUUGAUGGGGAUGAGGAUGAUGUUUUGAUGCUCCCUGACCUAGAGUUCUUAAAAUGCCUUGAGAUACUCCAUGUCACUGGAUAUCAUGACAGGGAGCACGUGGUAAGAACUGGGCUGAAGCUUCCUCGAACUCUUAAGCGGCUAACUUUGGCACGUACGUACUUGAAGUGGGAGGAGCUAUCAAUAAUCCUCCAAACCCAGCCGAGCCUUGAGGUUCUCAAAUUGUUAGAGGACGCCUGUAGUGGACGAGUUUGGAACACAAGUGAACUUGAGGAGGGGUUCUCUCAACUCAAGUACUUGAGGCUUGACAAUCUGAAUAUCGAGGAGUGGAUUGCUACCGAAGAUCAAUUUCCAAGACUUGAGGUCUUAGUGGUUCGACAUUGCAGAAAACUGAAGGGAAUCCCGAUUGAUUUUGCUAAUCUGUACAACCUUCGUGAAAUUAAUGUGAUGUGGUCCAGUCGAUCUGCGGAGGAAUCAGCCAGAGAGAUUCAGGAAAAGCAAAGAAAUACAAAAGGAGAUGAUAAUUGCCUAAAUCUCCUUACAAGAAGGAAUGUAUGGUGAUUGAGGUAAUUCAUUACUUUCUGGACAGUAAGGCAUACCCAAUGCUGGAAAGAUGUGCUUCAUUUCUAAUGUACUGGUUGAUACAAGGCAAAGGAGGAUUCCUUGAAAGUUGAAACCAACCCAUCAACCUCUCAAGAACAUACUUUUAUUGCACCUGAUUGGAAGCCUGCAAAUGUGAGUUACUCAUCGACCAUGGACCUGUCAAUCAUCAGAGAAGUUUUCUCCGAAGUUGUUUCUGCGGCUGAGGCAUUGGGUAAAAGUGGCGAUGAUCUGGUUGAAAGAGUCUGUAAAGCUCAACCUCGACUUUAUCCAACAAAGAUUUCUCGGGAUGGUUCCAUUAUGGAAUGGGCCCAAGAUUUUGAGGACCCCGAGGUGCAUCAAUCGGCAUGUUUUACACCUAUUUGGCCUUUUUCCGGGGCACCCAAUCGCUGUUAAGAGAACUCCUGACCUCUGUAGAGCUGCAGACUUACCCUGUACAAAAGAGGUCGUGUCUUAGAAAAUUGAAGGAGAGGAGGGUCUAGGAUGUUCAACGACAUGGAAAACUUCUUUGUGGGCACGUCUUCGGAACAGUGAACAUGCAUACACGGUGGUGAAGCAUUUGUUUAACUUGGUGGAUCCUGCUCUUGAAGGUGAUUAGAGCUUUUAAAAGAUCAAUGGACACCUAAGAUGCCUAAUCCCUUUGUUGCUUCUUCAGGUGUUCCAUCGAUAUUUCAAGGUGAUGUUUCAGUGUCUAGUCAUAUUGAUGCUGGAGCAAAUUGUGGAGAGUUCUUUUGGUAAGGGCUCUUCAUUUUUUCCGACUGAUAUUGUUCCCCGCAACUUGGCCAUUAACUUACCUCAUAACAGGGAUCAAACACAGCGAGAUGAGAUGGUUUGGGGGCACUCGAAAGAUUGUAGUGAGCACUAGUUUUCAUUUCCCAAACCAAAUGGAUUUCAGGUAGAUAUAUAAUCAUGGAAGGUGUCGCAAAGGUGCUGUGAUAACUGAUGGAGCUUCGGAUAUAAAGGAUUCGCAUUCUGGCAUUGGAUGGGUUCUAACGGAGGAGGCUACUGGAGCAACAAGGCAGACGUACCCUCACUUCUUCGGCCUUUUACUCCGAAUGUCUGGCUUGCUUGGAUGCGAUGAUAUGGUGUUUCGAUCACAAUUUUGUCAUAUCACAGUUGCGCUACGGAUUGGAUGGAAAAAAGGCUAUGGAAUGGCAAGAGCAAUCGGUGAUUCAUGAAUUAUGUUGUUUGUUUGAUGCUAUUUCUUUCGUAAGGUUAAUCGUGUUGUAGUGCAGCAAGCUCAUUAAUAGGGUAGGAUAUAAGAGAUCUCUAAUCUCUCCUGCAACUGUAUUUGUUUAAUUUUAUACUUGCAUUGUCCGUUUCUCAAGAAAAAAAAAAGCUUAAAAUUUUUA
This is a messenger RNA of Rhododendron vialii, 4169 nucleotides long. RefSeq names its product putative late blight resistance protein homolog R1B-16. Gene Ontology annotation, biological process: defense response to other organism. Bases 1 to 2778 code for a protein of 925 amino acids. Gene Ontology annotation, molecular function: ADP binding. The record is from RefSeq and is a predicted model, not a curated record. Lineage: Eukaryota; Viridiplantae; Streptophyta; Magnoliopsida; Ericales; Ericaceae. The transcript is spliced from 7 exons.